UGUGUCGUGUCGUUUUGCUUUGAUUUUUACUUAUAUAUGCGUACUUUAAUUUAUUUUUGAUGAAAGAGGGUAUUUGCGGUCCCACAGCUGUCGAUCGUUCUGUGAUAUUUUAAAGGGACGGAUCUGCUUUUUGCAAAAGGAACAAGUUGAACGGUAUUUUGCUGUAACGGGGGAAAGGUUAUAGGUGAGCGUAUAACGGAUAGUAAACAUGACGGAUGUUGAAAUUAACGUUACGGGAGAGAUGGAGAAUCCUUAUGAAAAAAACGUUGCAGAUAAUAAUGGAUUUGAGCUGCCCAGAAUUCAAAUACCCCUUGGCCAGUUUGGACAUCCAAAGGCUCAGGAGUGGAUCCAGCACAGAAGAGCUACCCUCAGGCCGUGGUCCGUAUUUCUGGCUACCAAUAACUUUAGACCACCGCCAAAUAUCUCAAGACUGAGUAAACGUGUUGUGAAGAAUAUUGAGUACUUCCAAAGCAACUACUUUUUCGUCUUUGUUGGAUUGGUUCUCUAUUGCCUUCUCACAUCGCCACUACUGCUGAUAACAGUCGUGGCAGCUCUAUUUGCCUGUUACAAGGCAUCUCAAAUUUAUUCCAAACAUGCAAUAAUAAUUGCAAGCUACAGAUUGACACUUGCUCAAGUGUACGGAUUUAUUGGUAUUUGUUCGCUUCCAUUAUUUUACCUGGUUGGAGCUGGAGCUGUACUUUUUUGGGUUCUAGGAGUUUCGUGCUUUUUAAUAGCUCUGCAUGUAUCGUUUUACAAUAUUGAUUCAUUGUUGUGUCCUGGAGAGGAUGAGCUGCAUUUAGUCAUGCACCAAGUAUAGCAUAAGGACAUCUCCGUUGCUGUUCUUCCAAGCUCAAUCAACGUUCAAUGAUGCUUUUAAAACCACUAAAAAGACUAACAGAUCAGUGAGAUGAAGACCAAUUAAACUGCAAAAGACUUUUCAUAAAAAAUUGAAAGAUAUGUAAAAAUACUUCCAAAAUCAAAAUUCAUACUUCUA
Copidosoma floridanum is the source of this 994-nucleotide messenger RNA. Its product is annotated as prenylated Rab acceptor protein 1. NCBI's taxonomy places the organism in Eukaryota, Metazoa, Arthropoda, Insecta, Hymenoptera, Encyrtidae. Gene Ontology annotation, cellular component: Golgi apparatus. The record is from RefSeq and is a predicted model, not a curated record.